CUGUUUUCGUGGGCCUCGCAGAUUUGAAACGCUCGCUGCUCCGUUGGGCCUGAAAAGCGCAAGAUCCAUCUCGACAUUUCCUCCAACUGAUCGACAUCGUCCCCACAUUCAUUCCUCGCACAUUCAUUCCUCCACACUCAUCGUCCCAUCCCAUCCCACCUGCCGACCAUGACCGCCUCCAAUUCGCCGAUCCUCGAUGCCGAGACCGACCCUGCUGGAAUCUCCCCAAGCCACGACGACGAUAUGCCCCUCAAAUAUCCAAGUGCAGAGCAACGCAAGACCAGAGUCAUUCGCAACAAACACACCGGCCGCCCGGUGACAGAGUUUCAGUACAAGGUCUACGACCUCAUUCGCCAGAUUCCUGCCGGAUCCGUUGCGACAUACAGGGAUGUGAGCGCCAAGUUGCAUAGCUCUCCGAGAGCCGUCGGCCAGGCUCUGAAGGUGAACCCAUGGGCACCGUAUAUUCCAUGCCACCGAGUGCUUGCUUCGAAUUAUUAUAUCGGAGGGUUCUUUGGAGACUGGGGCCACGGCGACCACAUCAACCGCAAGCUCAAACUGCUCAGCGACGAGGGCAUCCACAUCGAUGCCGAUGGAUUCGUCGAGGCAGAACAGAGGGCUUCCUGCCGCCACGCAUUCUAGCCUGCUGCGCGCGCAUAUGAAGCGCAGCCGCAUUUUUUCUUUUUGGUUCGCAGCACAAAUACACAGAGCGCCACUGUUCAGUCCACAUCCACACCGGAUUC
Polychytrium aggregatum is the source of this 740-nucleotide messenger RNA. Its product is annotated as methylated-DNA--cysteine S-met. The coding region runs from base 169 to 639 and encodes 156 amino acids. The transcript has 8 exons. Gene Ontology annotation, biological process: DNA repair. The record is from RefSeq and is a predicted model, not a curated record. NCBI's taxonomy places the organism in Eukaryota, Fungi, Chytridiomycota, Chytridiomycetes, Polychytriales. Gene Ontology annotation, molecular function: methylated-DNA-[protein]-cysteine S-methyltransferase activity.